GAGCAGCUCCUUUCAACUUGAAUGAGGAAAGACAGAAAUCUCCAAAACAGUAGGUCAGGAUUCCAACCAAAGAACAUUUUUCAAAUCAGCAGUAAAAUUUGACAACAAUGGUCUCAUAAAUUGAACUUCUUUAGCUCAGAACACGGUAAUAAAAAGCGCAUGCGUGUUCUCGAGUUGGUCCAUCUCUGCUUAACUGUCUCUGCUUUCACAACAUUACCUCGUUACCGUGAAUGAAAACAAUAAAUAAAUAAAAAUUUUUAGUCAUACUCUUUAUAAAAUAAGUGUAAUAGAUGCGGGAUAUUUAAUAUGCAUAUUAUUUUAUUAGUAAUUAUUAAAAAUGAGACUCUUAUUUUGACGUAUAUGAGAAACACACGUUUACACUUCCGGAACUCGCUUCCUGCUUUUCAGUUUAAACUUCAAAUUUUAUCCGCGCGACGCGAAAAUGGUCAUUUAAAUUAUUACUGACGGAUAUAAACGCGAAUAUUGAAAUAUAACAGGUUAUAUACUUAUAUAAACGCGAUUAUGUUUGAUAUAAAUGAUUAUGUGGUGACAAAGGCAAAUAUUAUGAUAUAACUGUGCUUGUUUACAAUUUUGACAGUAUAGAUAAUGUUAAUAUUAAAGUGAGUUUUGUGGUUUUUAUCUAAUCUAGUUUCUUCUGAUGCUUUAAUUUAUUAUAAGAAUACAUUUCUGGCCUAUUUUGUCUUUUUCUGUUUGUUAUGAUCUUCAUUUAAAGUUGUGAGAUAUCAUCUACGUCACUGAAAAAGGUGUGGCCUAUAGUUUGAGGUUUAUAAACAGUGGAGCAGCUGUAAACUUUAUUAAGUGUCAUAUGGCUUCUCUGGUGGAUUAUGAGGAUUCUGACAGUGAUGAAACUCCGGUUCUGUCUGCGCCUCCUCGGCCUCAUCUGGACCUGUGUAAAGAUCAGCACUUCAUCACGAACUCCUCCUCGUGUUCAUCAUCAUCAUCAUCACUCUCGCGUGUCUCAAUAACACAAUCUUCAGCUGGAUCAUCAUGUUUGAAGAGAGUUCAGCCGAACCGAGCUGCAGUGAGGCCUUAUGUUCCUAAGAGACCGCGUGUGUCCUCAGCCGAACCCGAAGCAGCAGCAGCAGAACCGGACUCCUCACGGGCCGCGGGCUGUCAUCAGCUGCUGCUUCAGGUGUCACACUCAAUCCGCCCGUUUGUGGGAAGGAAUCACGGGCGCUCGGAGCUGCCGCGGCGGGUUCGCUGGUGUUUUCGGGCUCAUGAGGGUCCAGUGAACACACUGAAGUGGAGUCCAGUGGAACAUCUCAGUCAUCUGCUGCUCUCAGCCUCCAUGGACCGAACCUGCAAGGUGUGGGACGGUGUUGACAGUGGGCGGUGCUUACAGACAUACUCCGCCCAUGGCGGUGCUGUCCGUGACGCCUGUUGGCUGCCGUGUGGGCGACGCCUCCUGUCAGGAUCGUUUGACGGCAGCGUCGCACUCACUGAUGUGGAGACAGGUAAGAUGGUGGUAAAGAUGGAGAAUGAGUUUAAGGUGGGCUGUGUCGCCCCUCGACCUUCUGACCCCGAUGUGUUUCUAUGUGGAGGCUUCAGUUCAGAGGUCAAAGCCUGGGACACUCGCUCCUGUAAGGUGUUGCGUGUGUUUAAGGCUGAUGUUCAGCAGACGCUCGACAUCUUGUUUCUGAGUGACGGUAAAGAGUUUGUGAGCAGCACUGACGCUGUUAGUCGAGACUCUGCAGAGCGAACGCUCAUCGCCUGGGACUUUAACACCACCGCCAAAAUCUCCAACCAGAUAUUCCAUGAGCGUUACACCUGCCCGUGUCUGACGUCUCACCCGCUGGAGAACAGUUUCGUGGCUCAGACGAAUGGCAGCUACAUCGCCCUGUUUUCAGCCCAGCGACCGUACAGAAUGAAUAAGAGACGGCGAUAUGAAGGACAUGAGGUGGAGGGUUUCGCGGUGGAUUGUGGAUUCUCUGCAGACGGUCGUGUUCUGGUGUCGGGCAGCUCUACAGGUUCUGUUCACUUCUACGACUUUCAGAGUGCACGACCCCUGAACACGCUACAGGCUCACGAACACGCGUGCAUUUGUGCCGUGCUGCAUCCCGUGUUACCUGCUGUGAUGGCCUCGUGUGAUUGGUCAGGACAAAUCAAAAUAUGGAAUUAAUCGUGUUUAUU
Molecule: messenger RNA, 2151 nt
Organism: Myxocyprinus asiaticus (Chinese sucker)
Lineage: Eukaryota; Metazoa; Chordata; Actinopteri; Cypriniformes; Catostomidae
Product: WD repeat-containing protein 25-like
Exons: 6
Coding region: 827-2140 (437 amino acids)
Molecular function (GO): protein binding
Source: RefSeq, a predicted model, not a curated record